Phragmites australis (common reed) is the source of this 552-nucleotide messenger RNA. RefSeq lists its product as uncharacterized. The record is from RefSeq and is a predicted model, not a curated record. The transcript has a single exon. The coding region runs from base 1 to 552 and encodes 183 amino acids. NCBI's taxonomy places the organism in Eukaryota, Viridiplantae, Streptophyta, Magnoliopsida, Poales, Poaceae.
AUGGUGUUAACCAAAUGCAAGUAUGCAUUGGAUCUUCUUCGCCGUGCAAACAUGGUGAAUUGCAAGGUAGCUCCAACACCUAUGUCCGUCACUGACAAGCUAGCACGGGAUAAUGGACAAGUGCUCAGUCCUAAAGCUGCUUUCAAAUACCACAAUAUCGUGGGAGGCCUACAGUAUCUCACCUUUACAUGCCCUGAUAUAUCCUUUGCGCUCAACAAGGUGUGCCAAUAUCUAUCGAAUCCCAUAGACGUGCACUGGGAAGCUGUCAAGCGCAUCUUGAGAUUUGUUAAAGGAACUGUGACAACCGGCUUACGAAUACAACGAUCAUCAUGUACUUUGCUUAGUGUCUUCACAGAUGCCAAUUUGGCAGGAUGUAGUGAUGAUCGAUGCUCAAUGGGAGGUUUUGCUAUUUUCCUUGGACCAAAUCUCAUAUCAUGGAGCUCGCAAAAGCAACCUACUGUAUCCCGUUCUAGUACUGAAGCAGAAUACAAGGCUUUAGCUAAUGGGGCUGCAGAAGUUCAGUCGGUUUUGAAGGAAUUAGGGGUUCCAUAG